Messenger RNA from Drosophila biarmipes, 668 nucleotides. Its product is annotated as lysozyme. NCBI's taxonomy places the organism in Eukaryota, Metazoa, Arthropoda, Insecta, Diptera, Drosophilidae. The transcript is spliced from 2 exons. Gene Ontology annotation, molecular function: lysozyme activity. The record is from RefSeq and is a predicted model, not a curated record. Bases 56 to 556 code for a protein of 166 amino acids.
ACUGGGCUCAGUACCAUUUGCAGUUUUAGUUCAGCUUCUGGUGCAAAGGUGUUAGAUGCAAGUUCGGAGGAUGAGAGUUUUCCUGGUAUGCUUCCUUUUCUUACUGCUGGAGCUGCGGCCUUCCUCAGUGCAGGGUCAAGGUCAUGUGCUGGAUAAGCCCGUGACGGAGAAGUGCCUCACGUGCAUUUGCGAGGCCAUCAGCGGCUGCAAUGCCACGGCGAUUUGCACCAGUCCGGAGAAGGGAGUCUGUGGGAUUUUCCGCAUCACCUGGGCCUACUGGGUGGACGCAGGAAAGCUGACCGUCAACGGCGAGCAUCCCGACUCGGAAAAGGCCUUCAUCAACUGUGCCAACGAUCCGCACUGUGCCGCCGACCUGGUGCAGAACUACAUGAAGAAGUUCAACCAGGACUGCAACGAUGAUGGCGAGAUGGACUGCCACGACUAUGCGCGCAUCCACAAGCUGGGGGCCUAUGGCUGUCAGGCGGACAUGCCCUACAAAUUCCAGAGCGUGUUCGAGGAGUGCAUCGAGAAGUUCGAGGAUGAGGGCCUGGAGUGAUUAAAUAUCAUUACCUUACACGUUCCAAGCCAAAAAAGCAUUAUGCCGAUAAAUUGACCUUUUUUAUUGUGAACAAAUAAAUAGCAGGUAUCAACCGGGGCUAAAAACCAGA